AUGCCUACAGAGUGCACAAAUUGUCACGACUCUAUAAUUCAUGAUGAAGAUUCAAUUGUUUGCUCCACGUGUACUAGCGUCUUUCACUUUUUCUGUGCUGGUUAUAAUGAAAAUGCUUUUAAAAAACUUUCAAACAAUUCUAAAAUGAGAUUUGUCUGCAAUAAGUGUAAAACAAUUGGUUCUGGUAAUAAAUCUAAGCUACCUGACAAAAUAAAUGAUGAAAAUGUUAUAUCGAAAAAAAAACUUGAAGAAUUAAUUACUUCGGUAAACUUCAUGGGAAAUCAAUUUGACGAUUUUAGCAUCCCAAAAACUGUAAAUGAAAAUUGGUGUGACAUCGUUCAAGUCAUCGCUAAAAAAUCCAAUUCUAAUAUAAUGAUAAAAUCUGCCUACCGAAUUCAUUCGUCUGAUAAUAAAACAAACAUCAUAGUUGCUGAACUUGAAACUUCUGAUAUGAGGAAAGAUUUUCUUAGUAAAGUAAAAUCAUUGAGAUUGAAUGCUAAUAUGAUUCAUAAUAGCUGGUCAACGGACUCAAAAAUCUAUGUAAAUGAAAGGCUCACCAAGAAUAGAAGAACAUUGUUUUCAAAAACCAGACUGGCUUGCAAGGAAAAACGGUACAAAUAUGUUUGGGUUAAUAACGCGGAAAUACUAGUUAAAAAGGAUGAUGGUGAGAAAACUCUAAGAAUCAAGUCUGACAAGGAUAUAAAGAAGUUGUAA
Molecule: messenger RNA, 714 nt
Organism: Acyrthosiphon pisum (pea aphid)
Lineage: Eukaryota; Metazoa; Arthropoda; Insecta; Hemiptera; Aphididae
Exons: 2
Coding region: 1-714 (237 amino acids)
Source: RefSeq, a predicted model, not a curated record